Lagopus leucura (white-tailed ptarmigan) is the source of this 1976-nucleotide messenger RNA. RefSeq names its product syntaxin 19 (gene STX19). Gene Ontology annotation, molecular function: SNAP receptor activity; SNARE binding. The record is from RefSeq and is a predicted model, not a curated record. Gene Ontology annotation, cellular component: presynaptic active zone membrane; synaptic vesicle; SNARE complex. NCBI's taxonomy places the organism in Eukaryota, Metazoa, Chordata, Aves, Galliformes, Phasianidae. Bases 547 to 1422 code for a protein of 291 amino acids. The transcript is spliced from 3 exons. Gene Ontology annotation, biological process: synaptic vesicle fusion to presynaptic active zone membrane; intracellular protein transport; exocytosis.
CAGACACUUCCUACUAUUGGCCAACUCCAUGAGAGUGAUCCGCCUCGCAGCAAGGCUGGGUUGCAAACAGGCAGAACCAGAUUCCCCACGUAGAAAGUAAUCAAUUUGCCUGUCUACUGCAGUUGCAGAAGUCAGCUUCUCUCUCGCACUGCUGCACUUGAAGAUGAACCCUUGGACAAUUAUUUAAGGACUAGGAGCAGAAAGCGUGCUGAAAAGACUUACUGGAAUGCCACUCAAGACACAGUACUUGGGAAAAUACUCAAAACAGUAUUUGUCUCAUUAUACUCAAGCUUAGCCUCCAGAGCUCCUUUCCAAAGGAUAACGUGUGCCAUCAGCACUGGAUUGAAAGAUGCCUUCAAGCAAAUCCUUGAAAUACUUUCCUACGUUCAAAAUCAAACAGGGAAAUUUAGACUGACCGCAGAGGCCAGGCUGAAAGCUAUGCCCAAAGCCAUAUGAAAGAAAAACAAGCUAAAAGAAACUAAAAGAGCUAACUCCCUGAGUUGCAAGAGAGGUAAAGAACAAAGAAAAAAGCUGAGCUCAAGAAUCAUGAGAGAUCGCCUUCAGGAGCUUAAACUCCGAGCCAAAGAACUACAGAUGGCUGGAGAAAAUAACUGUCCACCUGUACGAGACGAGCAGGAAGAGUUUGAACAGCAGGCCAUUAUUUAUGAAAGGGAGCCUAUAACUGAAAGGCACUUCCAUGAAAUCCAGAAGCUUCAGAACGAGAUCAAUAAUUUGGUGGAGGAAGUUCAAAAAUUCAGUCAACAACAAAAAAGUCUAGUAUCUUCAAUGAGAAGGUUCAGUGUUCUUAAAAAGGAAUCUAACACAGCAAGAGAAAUAAAAAUUCAAGCAGAGCAUAUACGAAAAGGUUUGGAUGAACUGUCAAAAACAGUGAAAAAAGUUGAAAGUGAAUAUGGGUUAUCACGUGCUAUAGUAAGAAUUCUAGCUUCCCAGCACACUUUCCUGUCCCGGUGUUACCUAAAUGCUAUGCUUUCAUACAAUGAAGCUAUAACAGCCAAACAAGAGAAAUGCAGAAGAUUUAUUGUUCGUCAGCUUGAAGUAGCUGGUAAAGAGGUAUCUGAGGACGAAGUCACUGAUAUGCUCCAACAAGGAAAAUGGGAGAUUUUCAACGAAAAUCUACUCACCGAAGCCAAAAUUACUAAAGCUCAGCUUUCAGAGAUUGAACAGAGACACAAAGAACUGAUCAGCCUAGAGACUCAGAUCAAAGACUUGAAGGACCUUUUCAUCCAGAUAUCAGUUCUGGUAGAAGAGCAGGGGGAGAUGAUCAACAACAUUGAAAUCAGUAUGAACAACACUCAAGAAUACACCCAAAUAUCUAGAGAAAAAUUUGGACUUGCAGUCAGGUAUCGAAAAAGAAACCCUUGCAAAGUAAUAUGCUGCUGGUGUUGCCCAUGCUGCAAGUGACAAAGCAGCAGCUCUUAUGCAGGAAACUGAACCUAUCAACCAACCCCAGGAUUCUUUCAUUGCUUCAUUUUUCUUCUCUUUUCCCCUUCCACACUUCCACUGAGGAAAAAUUGCACCUGUUUUUCCAAACUGAGUUCAAAGACUGAAAUGAGAUCUUCAUCUGUGCCUAAAUUUUAUGAUUUCCAUUGAAACACAUACACUAGAGGAAAAGAUCAAAGGAGACAAAUAACACUUCCUUGUUUUUCCACUCAUAAGAAGCAUCAACAAAACAAUGUACCAAUCAUGCCAUAUGUGCUUUUGGGAAACAUCAAAAUUAUUGUAAAUCUCAGGAUUCACAAGACCAGUUGAAUUACCUGUUAUAAAAUAAUCAGUAUUCUUUCAAUUGCUGGUUUUUUUUGUUGUUGUUGUUUGGAUUGGUUUGUUUUUGUUUUUUUUUGUUUGUUUGUUUGUUUUGUUUUGUUAUUGUUGUUCUUGUUUGUACAAGUGCUCAUAUUUAGUUGGUUCAAGUUUCAUUUUUUCCUCCCAAAAUACAAAUAAAGUACAAAUAAAAGUAA